Fusarium oxysporum Fo47 is the source of this 1455-nucleotide messenger RNA. RefSeq lists its product as uncharacterized. NCBI's taxonomy places the organism in Eukaryota, Fungi, Ascomycota, Sordariomycetes, Hypocreales, Nectriaceae. Bases 31 to 1416 code for a protein of 461 amino acids. The record is from RefSeq and is a predicted model, not a curated record. The transcript has a single exon.
UCAACACCAACACCAGAUGGAUCAUUACACAUGCCUGAACGAUCGCUGAAGCUCAAUGCCGCCGCCAACACUUUUCUAGGCGAACCGUUCGAACUCAAACCCCUUGUCAGCGAGAUCUUACGCACAAGGUACUGUGUCCCCGGAAGUAUCUUUCUUGUCGAGGGCGUUGAUCGCAUUUCUGUCUCAAGAUCGGGAAGAUGGCAGGUCAUUCGACUUCUUCUCGGUGACGGGGAGGUCUGUAUUCAGGCGAUAUUGGCGCCUGAUAUGCAUCGCUUCGUCACCACGGGGGACAUCGCCUUUGGGGCUUAUGUUCGGUGUGAGAAGUUCGAUGUCAAGUGGAAGGACGUUGGUGAGCAGAGCAUGGUGAUGCUGUUGGUGAGGGAUCUGAUCACAGUCGGUUGGAACGAAACAUAUCGAGCACUUCAGAAGGAGGAUGAACCUCUACCCCAACAAAUUCCGGCACCAGCACUUCAAGCAAAGUUAGCACCUCAGCCCAAGCCAGCACCAGAACCUGAGCCAGAGGUCAGGCCAGCUCUUGAUCAACCCAAGCUUCCAAAGGGACCCCCCAAACCAGCCUUCGAGGAUUAUCUGGAGUUUGACGAUGUCGACGAAGGAGCCGCCGAAGAAGCUUUCGAAGCCUUUGAGAGACUCAUGAAUGCCAAUAGACCCAAGACACCUCAGAAGGCACCUCCGCCACCAAAGAUUGAGUCUCCACGAAAGUCCGAGACAUUUCCGAAGCCGCAGACACCAACAAAGGCACAACUCUGGCGGAAACCACGAACACCACAGAAGACAGAGACACUGCAGAAACCACAGACACCGCAAAAGGCAGAACAUUCACUGAAACCACGAACACCACAAAAGCAGGAGACAUUGCGGAAGCCUGAUACACCACAAAAGACUGAGGUAUCCCGAAGGCCACCAGGUCCACAAAAGACUGAGAUAACACAAGAGACACCAACAUCCCACCAAGCAAUCGCCCUGCCCCGCGACUGGCACAAUCCCCAAACCCCCCUCAGGCUCACCAUCCUCCGCCAAAUCCCCCACCUGCCCUACGCCCAGAACUGGUCCUGCAACGUCCUCGCCAUAGUCUCCCAACUCUCCGCAGUUGAACCCUCGAGUCUUCCGCCCUACCGACAGCGGGUAGCACGCCUCGCAGACCCGUCUACGUCAAAGCAAGUCCACCUCACAGUCUUUUUGGAUCCAGAAGCUUUCACUCCCCGUGUUGGAAGUGCUGUGUUGCUUGUGGGUGUGAAGAACCAUCGUUUUGAUGGCGGGAGUUUGAAGAAGUAUGAGAGUGAUCGCAAGAAUGGACGGUGGUGGUUUGAGAACCCUAUUGAGAUGGACUGGUGUGAUGUUGAGGGGAUUAAUGAUUGGUGGGCGCAAGUGACUGCGGCUACACAGGGUCGACGUUAGUACCGUUAGAUCAAUUGAUCCCGUAACUUUCUUGCGCUA